Anguilla rostrata (American eel) is the source of this 4073-nucleotide messenger RNA. Its product is annotated as zinc finger CCCH domain-containing protein 10-like. The record is from RefSeq and is a predicted model, not a curated record. Gene Ontology annotation, molecular function: RNA binding; metal ion binding. Lineage: Eukaryota; Metazoa; Chordata; Actinopteri; Anguilliformes; Anguillidae. Gene Ontology annotation, biological process: regulation of RNA splicing.
GUUCCUAUAGGGCCACGGCGUAAGUGCUCGUGUGUGACGUAAUAUGACUUAAUAAAUACCCACCCCUUCUGUCGUCACGUCCUCUUGGAGUUGGUGCCAUCUUAGAAAGACCAAUCUCCACAAAAUGAGAGCAAAGUGGAGGAAGAAGCGUAUGCGCAGGCUGAAGCGCAAGAGGCGAAAGAUGAGGCAGAGGUCAAAGUAAACUGGCCCCUCCGUUGCAGCUGUGGUGACCCUUCCCUGCUCUUUGUGCCCCCGUCAUCCGUGUGGCUUGCCUAGGACGGCCUCCCCACCCUGCCGUCUCCACCACGGGCCUCACUGUUGCAGAGGGAAGGCCGCAACCCUGCCCCCUGCCCGGUUGUUGGUCCUGCCUGGUGACGUGAGUUCGGUGACGAAGACCAAGGACACGGCGCUUCUCCGCGUGGCGCUCUGGACUGUUAACUUGCCCGGCACAGCUGCUUUGUUUGGAAGACCUCAAUUAAAUGUUUUUUGGUUACAAAUCAUUCUUGUAUGUCUUUGUGUUUAAUGUCAGGUUAUACCAACUUUUUUAAAACAUCGAGCAUAAGGAUGUUCUGGUAAUAGUAGAUGGAUACCUAAACUUGAUUCAUCUCAAACUUGGUGCUUACUGAGGACUAAAAGUUGGAGGGAUUUGGAACAGUUAAGGGGUAUACAUUUUCUCUCCUGUUAAUCUUACUUGCUGAAAGGCUACUACAGAAGCAGGAUUUUCUGUAAAUAUUCUGUCAUGCCAGUGAAAUUGGAAUCUUUCCUGCUUGCUAAGGUUUAACUUUGAGAAACCAAGCAGUCAUUUUAAUUAUGCUGCGUGUUAAAAUUUCAUAAGGUAUCAGUCCAAAUUGCGUGUGACCAAUAUCGGCUGCUCAGGGAAGAUGGGCAGAUGAGAAGUGGGGCUUUGUAAAAUUACACCCUGCUCUGCUGUUAUCAGCAAGCAAACCGUUCCAUUUCUGGGAUUUAGUCAUUGGAAAAAGGUUGCUCCUAAGGUUUAAGCUCUAAGUUGUCAGUCGGGUAAAAUUCUGCAAAAAAAGUCCUUCGUUCUCCGUAGUCUUAAUACAGCAAAACAAUUAAAUGCUAAGGUACUGGUGUCCUAACUCCAGUCUCGGAGGGCUGCAUUGUCUCCUGGUUUUCAAGGUGUCUUUGUCACCAGUGGUUUAAGUCGAUUGGCUAAGGAAUCUGCACACCUUGUUCUCAAGGCCUUGGCAGCUGAUUGAAAGGAAACCACAAAACUCUACAGGCACUGCGGCGCCCUUGGGAUUCCGUUUGAUACGCUCAUGCUUGGGUAAUCUAGGGGAAUAUUCUUGCAUGGCUCAAGUGAUUUGCCUACACAUUCAACUUCUGUUAGAAGCAUAGGGGAUAUGUGCCAGGACAGACGAAGAACAGAAGCACUGCAGAGGAGCACAAGCUGCAUCAUCUUUGUUAACUGAACCAGGCGGACAAAACGCCCCACAUGUCCGCUGUGUGCCCACUGCGCGGGGCCAAGCGCCAUGCCUGAUCGUGACAGUGCCUACCUGUCAGGUAGCAGUGGGGGAGGCAGCGGUGGAGUAGGGGGCGUUGGCGUCGGGGAAGAAGGUGGUGCAGGGGCGGGGCUAGUGGGGGGAGCAGGGGACGGCAGAGGGGGAUCCGGGUCAGGGGGUGGGUCCGGCUCCGGGGCCAUGGGAGGGGGCGCAGCGCUGGGGAACGGGAGCGGCUUCGGGGGUCUGAGCCUGGACGGCGUCUGCCGGGACUUCCUGCGCAACGUGUGCAAGCGUGGGAAGCGCUGCCGCUUCCGGCACCCGGACUUCAACGAGGUGCCCGACCUGGGCGUGCAGAAGAACGAGUUCAUCUUCUGCCACGACCACCAGAACAAGGAGUGCUCCCGCGUCAACUGCCGCUUCGUCCACGGCUCCAAGGAGGACGAGGACUACUACAAGAAGACCGGGGAGCUCCCCCUCCGGCUGCGGGGCAAGGUGGCGGCCGGCAUGGGCCUGUCGCCCACGGACCUGCCCCUGAGCCGCGGCGAGGUGCCCCUCUGCAGGGACUUCCUGAAGGGCGAGUGCCAGCGCGGGAACAAGUGCAAGUUCCGCCACGUGAGGAAGGACUACGAGUACGAGCCGGUCAGGGUCGGGGUGGGCGGCGGCAUGGGGCAGGGCGGGGGCGGGAUGGCCAGCGUCGGGGGCGGGGGAGUCGGCUGCGGGGGCGUCGGCGGGAGCAUGUCGGGGCUGGUCGGAGGGGGAGGGGGGAACAUGAUGGGGUUGGGGAUGGGGUGCCCGAGUCUGGGGGGCUGCAGGGACCCGGGGAUGAUGGGGGGAGGCGGGGGCGGCGUCGGCGUCGGCUUAGGGGGCUGUCUCUCCAUGGGGCCCCCGGGGCCACGGCGGUUCGACCGGGGCCCCUGCGGGGUGUACGACCCCCUCUUUGAGGGAGGGCUGUUUGAGGCGGGGCCCCUGGAGGCCCCUGUGGACCACGCCACCCUGCAGCUGAAGCGGCGGAGGCUGGAUGGGCUGCGGCUGGCUGACGGUGGGGGUGGGGGCCACUAUGAACUGGGGGUGCAGACCGCCCUCCCGCCCCGCCCCCUGGACUACAGGUUUCUGGAGGAGGAGAACACUCUGCUGAGGAAAAGGGUGGAGGAUCUAAAAAAACAGGUUUCUAACCUCAUCGCCACCAACGAGGUCCUGCUGGAGCAGAACGCCCAGUUCCGCAGCCAGGCCAAGGUCAUGACCCUGUCCUCCACGCCGGCGCCCUCCGAGCAGAGUCUGGUGCCCCCCGUGGGCUCGGUCAGCUCCUACAACCACAGCAUCGCCCAGACCCACACCACGCUGAGCAGCGCGGGCCUGCAGCCCCGCCCCGUCACCCAGCAGGACCUGGUGGCCCCCGCCGGGGCGCCCCCCGCCCCGCCCUCCAACGCGGCCCCGCCCACCGCACCCCCGCCACACCUCAACCCCGAGAUCGCGCCGCUCUCCGCCGCCCUUGCCCAGACCAUCGCCCAGGGCAUGGCGCCGCCCGUCUCCAUGGCGCCCGUGGCCGUCUCCGUGGCUCCCGUGGCCGUGUCCAUGGCCCAGCCCUUGCCGGGCAUCACCAUGAGCCACGCCACCACGCCCAUGGUGUCGUACCCCAUUGCCAGCCAGAGCAUGCGCAUUACCACUCUACCACACUGAGUCACUGGGGACCCAGAGACUACAGGCAGAAACUGGGGUCAUCCUUUCAGGCAGCAACUUAAAGGGGUCUCCAUGUACAUGGUGCACUCUCUGCUCCCCUCCACUGAUACAUGUCUUCUCUUAUUGACCAGAAUAGGAGACCUCAGUGGUACAGUGACUAAGAAAUACCACCGUCCACCACACACACUAGAGCUGUGGUGGGGGGGUCGGGGGGGUGUAGUGAGGGUGGUGAGGAGAGGUGACUUAACGCAGCUCUUGCUGUCUUGCAUCUCCGCUCUGGGCAUUAUCACUAAAGAGAGACAUUAUUGCCGCUGUUCACUCCUCACUCUGUAGGCUUGCAAAGUAUUUUCGGGGUACUUUCCCUCCUAACCGCAGACACCAAAGGAUCUGCAAAUGUCCGAUAUGUGAAAUAGAUGUUUGUACAGAGAAUUGUGCUCUAAAGCCUGGAUGCCAGUGGACAGAAAGGAAUUUAAAAGUUUGUUGAAUGUUAUGUUUUUUAAAGGUCCCACCUGUGUAAACAAACUGUAUUUUGCACACAAAAAAAGAACAACAACAAAGCGAAGCAAAUACUGCCUAUCACCUAUCAUUUUGUCCUUCCCCCUUGUAGUCCAUCAUUUAAAAGAAAAAAAAAAGGUGCUGACCUGUAACAAGGGGAAGGGGGGGGGGAGUGUGGGGAUGAGGUGAUGUGAUGAGAGCUGGGCAUGUCGCCCCCAGGGUUUGGGACGGUUGUGUAGUUUGGGCUCCAGGACCGGAGCAUAGCGUUUAUACGAGGGCCGUGUGUCCCUCGAGACAAUGCCUUUGCUAUUUUACUUAGUUCAUUUCUUGUGUCUGUAAAAAAUAUUGUUUGAAUUUCAUGAACCUGCAGCUGGAAGACACACUCGUGUGGUCUUGGGGCUUCCUUUAGGGCAUCUCAUUAAAAUAUCAGACACUGUU